Messenger RNA from Brassica napus (rape), 1267 nucleotides. RefSeq lists its product as uncharacterized. Lineage: Eukaryota; Viridiplantae; Streptophyta; Magnoliopsida; Brassicales; Brassicaceae. The transcript is spliced from 3 exons. The coding region runs from base 210 to 1133 and encodes 307 amino acids. Gene Ontology annotation, cellular component: cytosol. Gene Ontology annotation, biological process: response to desiccation. The record is from RefSeq and is a predicted model, not a curated record.
AAUAUUUUGAAACUUAGGUGUCAAAAUGCAACUGAAGAGGCUUUCUAGCCAGCCAAUAGUUACUUGACACGAUGGAUUUGUCGGUGAGGCGAAGAUUACGCGUCAACAUCUAUUAGUUGAUAGUUAAGUCUAAGUUCAACGAAUCAGACAACUCCACAGAAAGCACUCUUUUGUCUCUCGGUGACUCACAUUCAUCCAACUCUUCAGGUAUGUCUACAUCUGAGAACAAAGUUGAAAUCGUGGACAGAGCCCACAAGGAGGAAGAGAAAGAAGGAGAAGGCGGUUUCCUAGACAAGGUGAAAGAUUUCAUUCACGACAUUGGGGAGAAGAUAGAGGGAGCCAUUGGCUUCGGCAAGCCAACAGCUGACGUCUCCGCCAUCCACAUCCCCAAGAUCAACCUCGAGAGAGCUGACAUUGUCGUUGACGUCCUCGUCAAGAACCCCAACCCAGUCCCCAUCCCUCUCAUCGACAUCGACUACCUCAUCGAAAGCGACGGGAGGAAACUCGUCUCUGGACUGAUCCCUGACGCUGGAACCAUCAAGGCACACGGGGAAGAAACAGUCAAGAUACCGUUGACUUUGAUCUACGAUGACAUCAAGAGCACUUACAACGACAUCAACCCCGGGAUGAUCAUACCUUACAGGAUCAAAGUCGAUCUCAUCGUCGACGUCCCUGGCUUGGGGAGGCUCACGUUGCCUUUGGAGAAACGUGGAGAGAUCCCGAUCCCUAAGAAGCCUGAUGUUGACAUCGAGAAGAUCAAGUUCCAGAAGUUUUCUUUGGAAGAAACCGUGGCGAUUCUCCACGUGAGGCUUGAGAACUUGAAUGACUUUGACUUGGGGGUUAAUGACUUGGACUGUGAGGUUUGGUUGUCUGAUGUGAGCAUUGGGAAGGCAGAAAUAUCAGAUUCCAUUAAGCUUGAUAAAAACGGAAGUGGGUUGAUUAAUGUGCCGAUCACUUUCAGACCAAAGGACUUUGGUUCUGCGCUUUGGGAUAUGAUUCGUGGUAAGGGGACUGGGUACACUAUUAAAGGUAAUGUGGAUGUUGAUACACCGUUUGGAGGUAUGAAGCUUCCUAUUAUCAAGGAAGGUGGUGAGACUCGUUUGAAGAAGGAAGAUGAUGACGAUGAGGAGUAAGGAGAAGAGCUCGAGUGAAUGAGUGUGUUUAGUGCUGAAUCUAUUCUAUUAAAACAGCAAUAUGACCAAUUGAUAUAUGUUUUAAUAAAAAGCAACGGUUAUCCCACUAUAUAAAAGCUACUAAUUUUGAGGCU